Molecule: messenger RNA, 3331 nt
Organism: Pelmatolapia mariae (spotted tilapia)
Lineage: Eukaryota; Metazoa; Chordata; Actinopteri; Cichliformes; Cichlidae
Product: protein NLRC3-like
Exons: 12
Coding region: 32-3331 (1099 amino acids)
Biological process (GO): intracellular signal transduction
Molecular function (GO): protein binding
Source: RefSeq, a predicted model, not a curated record
AGUGUGUGUGAGCUGAUGUGAAUUGAUCAGCAUGGAUCAGUGUGAGGACAGAGAGGAGGGAGUCCCUCCCUCUAAAAGCACUCUGUGUGGGGAACAUGAGAGCCAGACCAAAGCUCAGAGGAACCAGCCUGGACCUCCACCCAGCUCUGUGUCCUUACAGAGGGACACGUCUAUAGAUUUCCUCAUUGAUUUUAAAGACUCUGCUGCAGAGAGAGGUCAGAGGUCACAGUCUGCAGGAUCCAGCUGUCCGUCUAUAAGGAGUGAUGGGUCCAAAGGUCACCCUCCAGAGUUCAGUGCUGAACCUGGACCAACGAGAGAGAGGAAGAGGAAGAGGAGUGGUGUUUGUGAGGAGGAGCAGCUCUCCUGCUGUGCUUCGUGUCAGGACGUCCUGAAGGAUCCAGUCUCUACCAGCUGUGGACACUGGUUCUGCAGACAGUGCAUCUCCUCAUACUGGGACCAGUCUGCUUCAUCAGGAGACUCCUCCUGUCCCCAGUGUGGAGAAAGAUCCAGAAGCAGAGCUGGACUGCAGACAGCCAGUCAGAGCAGCUGUGUACAAACAGAUGUUGGUCUGCAGGAGGUUUUAGAUGAACAUAAGAUCAGUCUGAGGAGGAGAUGUGAACGUGUGACUGAAGGAAGUGAUGAAACAGGAAGUAGAACCCUCCUCAACACCAUCUACACUGAGCUCUACAUCACAGAGGGACAGAGUGAAGAGGUUGAUACCCAACAUGAGGUGAGGCAGCUGGAGACAGCUUCCAAGAUGGACGCCCUCCAUGACGCUCCAAUCAGGUGCCAGGACAUCUUUAAAGCCUUACCUGACCAACAGAGACCCAUCAGAGUGGUUCUGACCAACGGCGUGGCUGGUGUUGGAAAAACCUUCUCAGUGCAGAAGUUCACUCUGGACUGGGCAGAGGGCUUGGAGAACCAACAUGUCAGUGUGGUGGUUCUGCUUUCAUUCAGGGAGCUGAACCUGAUCAGAGAUGAGCAGUACAGUCUUCUGGAGCUGCUCCAUGUUUUCCAUCCAACAUUACAGAAGGUCACAGCAGAGAAGCUGGCUGUCUCUCAGCUUUUGUUCAUCUUUGACGGCCUGGAUGAAAGCAGACUUUCAUUGGAUUUCACCAACAGGAAGCUGCUGUCUGAUGUCACACAGAAGUCAUCAGUCAGCCAGCUGCUGACAAACCUCAUCCAGGGGAAUCUGCUUCCCUCGGCUCUCGUCUGGAUAACUUCCCGACCUGCAGCAGCCAAUCAGAUCCCUCCUACAUGUGUCGACAGGCUAACAGAAGUACGAGGCUUCACUGACGCCCAGAAGGAGGAGUACUUCAGGAGGAGAUUCAGUGAUGAAGAGCUGUCCAGCAGAAUCAUCUCCCACAUGAAGACAUCCAGGAGCCUCCACAUCAUGUGUAGUAUCCCAGUCUUCUGCUGGAUCACUGCUACAGUUCUGGAGCACAUGUUGACUACAGAGCAGAGAGGAGAGCUGCCCAAGACCCUGACUGACAUGUACUCACACUUCCUGCUGGUUCAGACAAAGAGGAAGAAGAACAAGUACCACGAGGGACAUGAGACGAGUCCACAGGAGCUGACGGAGGCUGACAGGGAAGUUCUUCUGAAGCUGGGGAGGCUGGCGUUUGAACAUCUGGAGAAAGGAAACAUCAUGUUCUACCAAGAAGACCUGGAGCAGUGUGGUCUGGAUGUGACAGAGGCCUCGGUGUACUCAGGAGUUUGUACAGAGAUCUUCAAAAGAGAGUGUGUGAUCUUCCAGAAACCAGUCUACUGCUUUGUUCAUCUGAGCAUUCAGGAGUUUCUGGCUGCAGUCUACAUGUUCCACUGUCACACCAACAGGAAGACAAAGGUGGUGGAAGGUUUUGUAGGGAAUUUCCGAGAAGAAUACAAAAACAGAUCUUUUUUUAAGAACAUGUUCAAGUCUUAUAGCUUCACAUCACUGGAAGUCUUUUUAACUACAGUCAUGGAGAAAUCCCUCCAGAGUAAAAAUGGCCACCUGGACCUGUUUGUUCGCUUCCUUCAUGGCCUCUGUCUGGAGUCCAACCAGAGACUCUUAGUAGGUCUGCUGAGUCAGACAGAGAUCAGUCCAGGAACCAUUCAGACAGUCAUCAACAACCUGAAGAAGAUGAAAAAUGAUAAAAUCUCUCCUGACAGAAGCAUCAACAUCUUCCACUGUCUGAUGGAGAUGAACGACCUCUCAGUACAUCAGGAGAUCCAAGAGUUCCUGAAGUCAGAGAACAGAUCAGAGAAGGAACUCUCUGAGAUCCAGUGCUCAGCUCUGGCCUUCAUGCUGCAGAUGUCAGAGGAGGUUCUGGAUGAGUUGGACCUGCAGGAGUACAACACAUCAGAGCAGGGACGACAGAGACUGAUUCCAGCUGUGAGGAACUGCAGAAAGGCUGGACUGACUUACUGUGGACUCUCAGAGACUCACUGUGAAGUUGUGGCCUCAGCUCUGAAGUCCAACCCCUCCCAUCUGACAGAGCUGGACAUGAGUUGGAACAAGCUGCUGGAUUCAGCAGUGAAGCUUCUGUGUGCUGGACUGGAGAGUCCAAACUGUCGACUGGAGACUCUGAGAUUGGUGGACUGUGGUUUGUCAAAGAUCAGCUGUGAUUAUCUGGCAGCAGCACUGAAGUCCAACCCCUCCCAUCUGAGACAGCUGGAGCUGAGUAACAACUACAACCUGCAGGAUUCAGGAGUGAAGCAUCUGUGUGGUUUCCUGGAGAGUCCAGGAUGUGGACUUGAAACUCUGGGAUUGAAGGGCUGUGGUUUGUCAAAGAUCAGCUGUGAUUAUCUGGCAGCAGCACUGAAGUCCAGCCCCUCCCAUCUGAGACAGCUGGAGCUGAGUAACAACAAGCUGCAGGAUUCAGGAGUGAAGCAUCUGUGUGGUUUUCUGGAGAGUCCAGGAUGUGGACUUGAAACUCUGAGAUUGAGUUUCUGUGGUUUGUCAGAGAUCAGCUGUGAUUAUCUGGCAGCAGCACUGAAGUCCAACCCCUCCCAUCUGAGACAGCUGGACCUGAGCCUGAACAACCUGAAGAAUCCAGAUGUGAAGCAGCUGUCUGAUCUUCAGCAGAGUCCAGACUACAGACUGGAGUACACGAGAACGCAAGAGCUGAUGAUGGUAAACAGGACGGUGUGUGUGCUGAGAGAGGAGGAGCUGUGUCCUGAUGAUCCAGAGAGGUUGAAGCAGCAGCAGCUUGUGUUGGGCUUUUCUGUCACGGCCUGCGUGGCAGACUAUGAUGAGGGGAAGGAGGACCCAAAUGCUGGACUCUUUGAUGAGUGUCUGAGCACCCCGUGCUCGCUGCCCUCUCGUCUCCACACUCCUCCUGGGGAAUAA